This is a messenger RNA of Saimiri boliviensis boliviensis (Bolivian squirrel monkey), 2599 nucleotides long. It is a transcript of the gene SDCCAG8, whose product is annotated as SHH signaling and ciliogenesis regulator SDCCAG8. Lineage: Eukaryota; Metazoa; Chordata; Mammalia; Primates; Cebidae. Gene Ontology annotation, biological process: neuron migration; tube formation; establishment of cell polarity. Gene Ontology annotation, cellular component: centriole; centrosome. The record is from RefSeq and is a predicted model, not a curated record.
GGACUAGCCCCCAAGAGCUCCGUGCGGGAUUCUAGGCUCCCCUGUGACAGCCGCGGCAGGAAGCGGGCGGGCGCUCCCCGGCCAAGGGCCUGUUGUUCUCGGAAGCGAGAAAGCUGGACAUUUCCCCCGUAACUCCCAGCUCUGGGCGUAGAGUGUGCAUGGCGAAGUCCCCGGAGAACUCUACCCUGGAGGAGAUUCUGGGGCAGUAUCAACGGAGUCUCCGGGGUUGUUGUUGCAGAACGUGCCAGUCGAAGUAUUCACCAGCUGAAAUGUGCCCUGAGGGAAGGUGAUGUCACUCUUGGAGAAGAUGCACCAAAUCUUUCUUUUAGCACCAGUGCAGGAAAUGAGGAUGCCAGGACAGCUUGGCUCGAAUUGCAGCAGAGCCAUGCUGUUAAUCAGCUCAAAGAUUUGUUGCGCCAACAAGCAGAUAAGGAAAAUGAAGUAUCUCCGUCAAGAAGAGGAAAAAUGUCCCCUUUGGGGUCAUUAGAACUUGAGGAAACCAGUAUGCCUACUAUGUGCAACCUUGUUCCUAUCAUUAAUGACCAGUCUCAAUAUAUCCAUCAUUUAGAGGCGGAAGUUAAGUUCUGCAAGGAGGAACUCUUUGUAAUGAAAAAUAGAAUACAAGUAAUUGUACUUGAAAAUGAAAGGCUCCAGCAAGAGCUGAAAUCUCAAAGACAAGAGGAGACAAUGAGGGAACAAACACUUCUGGAUGCAUCUGGAAACGUGCAGAAUUCUUGCAUUACAACAGGUGAAGAUUCUGGGGUGGGUGAAACUGCCAGAAGACCGUUUUCUUACGACAAUGCAGAUACUGGGAAAGCUGCAUCUGCUGCUGAGCAGCUAGAACUGGAGAAACUAAAACUUAACUAUGAGGAAAAGUAUGAAACUCUGGAAUCCCAGUUGAAGUUUUUGAGGAAAGACUUAGCUGAGUAUCAGAAAACUUGUGAAGAUCUUAAAGAGCAACUAAAGCAUAAAGAGUUUCUUCUGGCUGCUAAUACUUCUAACCGUGUUGGGGGUCUUUGUUUGAAAUGUGCUCAGCAUGAAGCUGUUCUUUCCCAAACCCAUAAUAAUGUUCACAUGCAGACCAUUGAAAGACUGAUUAAAGAAAGAGAUGACUUGAUGUCUGCAUUAGUUUCUGUAAGGAGCAGCUUGGCAGAGACGCAGCAGAGAGAAGCAAGUGCUUAUGAACAGGUGAAACAAGUUUGGCAAAUAUCUGAGGAAGCCAGCUUUGAAAAAACCAAGGCUUUAAUCCAGUGUGACCAGUUGAGGAACGAGCUGGAGAGGCAGGCAGAGCGACUUGAAAAAGAACUUGCCUCUCAGCAAGAGAAAAGGGCCAUUGAGAAAGAUAUGAUGAAAAAGGAAAUCACAAAAGAAAGGGAGGACAUGGGAUCAAAGAUGUUGCUCCUGUCUCAGAAUAUUGCCCAACUGGAGGCCCAGAUGGAAAAGGUUACCAAGGAAAAGAUUUCAGCUGUUAAUCAACUAGAGGAAAUUCAAAGUCAGCUUGCCUCUCGGGAAAUGGAUGUUACAAAGGUGUGUGGAGAAAUGCGCUAUCGGCUGAAUAAAACCAACAUGGAGAAAGACGAGGCAGAAAAGGAGCACAGAGAGUACAGAGCAAAAACUAACAGGGAUCUUGAAAUUAAAGAUCAGGAAAUAGAAAAACUGAGAAUAGAACUGGGUGAAAGCAAGCAGCACUUGGAACAGGAGCAGCAGAAGGCAGCCCGGGCCAGAGAGGAGUGCCUGAAACUAACAGAACUGCUGGGCGAAUCCGAGCACCAACUGCACCUCACCAGACAGGAAAAAGAUAGCAUUCAGCAGAGCUUUAGCAAGGAAGCAAAGGCCCAAGCCCUUCAGGCCCAGCAAAGAGAGCAGGAGCUGACACAGAAGAUACAGCAAAUGGAGGCCCAGCAUGACAAAACUGAAAAUGAACAGUAUCUGUUGCUGACCUCCCAGAAUACAUUCUUGACAAAGUUAAAGGAAGAAUGCUGUACAUUAGCCAAGAAACUGGAACAAAUCUCUCAAAAAAGCAGAUCUGAAAUAGCUCAACUCAGUCAAGAAAAAAGGUAUACAUAUGACAAAUUGGAAAAGUUACAGAGAAGAAAUGAUGAAUUGGAGGAACAGUGCGUCCAGCAUGGGAGAGUACAUGAGAAAAUGAAGCAAAGGCUAAGGCAGCUGGAUAAGCACAGCCAGGCCACGGCCCAGCAGCUGGUGCAGCUCCUCAACAAGCAGAACCAGCUUCUCCUGGAGAGGCAGAGCCUGUCGGAAGAGGUGGACCGGCUGCGAACCCAGUUACCCAGCAUGCCACAAUCUGAUUGCUGACCUGGAUGGAACAGAGUGAAAUAAAUGAUUUACAAAGAGAUAUUUACAUUCAUCUGAUUUAGACUUAAUAUGCCACAACGCACCACGACCUUCCCAGCGUGACACCGUCUCAGCCUGCAGUGGGGCUGGUCCCCGCACGCGGCCAGGCUGGAGCUGGAGUCUGACUCUAGGUGAGGAGAGCUCCUGCUGUAUGUUUUCAGAAAUGGCUUGAAGUUAUGUGUUUAAAUCUGCUCAUUCGUAUGCUAGGUUAUACAUAUGAUUUUCAAUAAAUGAACUUUUUAAAGAC